GCUAUGGCUUUCAGAUUCAGGCCCUCUGGGCUUAGCAGGCAGAUACUUUCUGCUCCUUCUCCAUUAAAUGCUACCAGACAAUGCCGCGCUCCGGCCGGGCGCCCAUAUUCGACCUCCGAUCGCCUUCCGAAGAUCGCGGACACGUCAGUAUGGACGGCAAUGAUUCCCCGAUUUCUUCGGGGUGGCAGAGCGCGCAAGGAUCCCGCGAAAGAGAAAUCUAAAGAAUGGAACCCGGCGACGUUCUACAUCAUAAUGUUCACUCUGAUCGGCUCGCAGGCCAUUCGCAUGCUCACUUUGAAGAACGGCUAUGCGGCAUAUACUCGGACGACGGAUGCGAAGAUCGAGCUUCUAGCGGAGAUCAUUGCACGAGUCAAGAAUGGAGAGAAAGUCGAUGUGGAGAAGUUGCUUGGAACGGGCGAUGAGGCAAAGGAACGAGAGUGGGACGAGGUGCUGCGCGAGAUUGAGGCCGAAGAUUCCCUAUGGCAUGAGAAGAAGACCUCCCAGUCGAAAGCAGAGAAGGUCCAGGAGCCCGAGAAAGGACAAAAGCAACCCACACAGCCUACGGAAGACCAAGGCACCGAGGCUGUCAAGACAGAGUCUACACGAAAGCUUAGAUUCUAUUGA
Molecule: messenger RNA, 624 nt
Organism: Penicillium hordei
Lineage: Eukaryota; Fungi; Ascomycota; Eurotiomycetes; Eurotiales; Aspergillaceae
Product: DUF5321 domain-containing protein
Exons: 2
Source: RefSeq, a predicted model, not a curated record